AUGGCGAGUCGAGCUGCCAACAAACGGUUAACCCGCGAAUACAAAACCAUCUCCGAGAACCCCCCUCCCUACAUCGAAGCACACCCCUCCGAAUCCAAUAUCCUCGAAUGGCAUUACAUCCUGACCGGACCUCCCGAUACUCCGUAUCAUGGCGGACAAUACUGGGGCACACUUCUAUUCCCUCCCGAUUAUCCCUUUGCGCCUCCCUCCAUCAAAAUGCAUACGCCAUCCGGCCGGUUCCAACCCUCCACUCGUCUCUGUCUCUCAAUCAGCGAUUUCCAUCCUAAAAGUUUCAAUCCUGCGUGGGAAGUCAGCACGAUAUUGAUUGGUCUUUUGAGUUUCAUGACGAGUGAAGAAAUGACUACGGGGUCCGUGGGUGCGUCAGAGGCGGAAAGAAAAUGGGCCGCGAGCAGAACGAGAUGGUGGAAUAGUACUGGAGGAGGCAGUAUCAAGAAAGAGGGAACGCAGAAAGGCAACAUUAAAAAUGGGGAUGGAGGUUCAAAGUUCCGGAGCGAGUGGGAGGAAGUGGACAAGGAGAAUUGGAAGUGGAUGAAGGAGAGGAGUGUGGAUAUCGCGACUGGAAAUGAGGAGAGGAAGGAUGAGGAUGGGAAUGGAAGGGACUGCAGCGGAAUUGCAAUGAGGAGGCCAGGAGGUAGCCAAGCUGUCGUGGGAGCUGUGGUAGAAGGUGGUAGAGAGGGACGAAGUUGGCUGAGUAGGAACAAAUACUGGGUUGCUGGGGGAGUGAUUUUUACUUACGUCUUAAUUGCGAGACUAUUGGGAGAAGGAAAGGAUCUAUAA
Sclerotinia borealis F-4128 is the source of this 798-nucleotide messenger RNA. The record is from the annotation of a GenBank genome assembly. NCBI's taxonomy places the organism in Eukaryota, Fungi, Ascomycota, Leotiomycetes, Helotiales, Sclerotiniaceae.